This is a messenger RNA of Lichtheimia ornata, 3711 nucleotides long. RefSeq lists its product as uncharacterized. Gene Ontology annotation, molecular function: calcium-activated cation channel activity. Bases 1 to 3711 code for a protein of 1236 amino acids. The transcript is spliced from 4 exons. The record is from RefSeq and is a predicted model, not a curated record. Lineage: Eukaryota; Fungi; Mucoromycota; Mucoromycetes; Mucorales; Lichtheimiaceae. Gene Ontology annotation, cellular component: plasma membrane.
AUGAAUGUUUACACCCCAUUCCAGGAGCAAAUAAGCACGGAUGCCACUUUGACACUUAAGAGUAUGGGUACCCAAAUGGGGAUCAGCCUUGGUGUCUCCUUGGCUGUCAUUGCUGGUUUCAGUUUUCUACGUCCACGCCACACACUUGUCUAUGCACCCAAAUACAAGUUUUCUUCACCCGAACAACGCCCCCCAGCGAUUGGGACAGGAUGGUUUGCAUGGAUAAAACCGGUACUCAAGGCCGAUGAUGAUUUCUUAAUGGAACGCAUUGGGUUUGAUGCCGUAUUGUUCUUGAGGUUUAUCCGAUUGUUGCGGCGUCUGCUAAUUGCCAUGAGCGUCAUUGGCGUUUGUGCCCUGAUCCCAGUUAAUAUUGUAGCUACUUACCACACUGGGGACUGGCCGCCAGCUGCUGGACUUGACCUUCUCUCCAUUUCUGGUAUCAAUUACUCGGACGAUGAAGCUCGCAACGACAUUCGCUGGUAUUGGUCUCCAACAGUGGCCACUUGGGUGUUCUCUAUCCUCAUUGCAUGGUUCAUGUUCCGGGCAUCAUGCGACUACAUUGACAUGCGACAACGCUACUUUCGACACCCUCCCAAUGCACUCUCAGCACGUACAUUGCUGGUCACCAACAUUCCAGAGAACAAGCGAUCGGACGAUGGCAUCAAGCAUUGGAUGAAUGGAAUGGGUCUCAAGUAUCCGGUGGAGCAAGCCAUGAUUGGAUACCACAGCCAAAAGUUGACCAAUUUGACACAAGAACACGAGGAAGCUGUACGCCUUUUAGAGAACUCAUUGUCAUCUUAUUUGAGUGAUGGCAAAGCAAUGGGCAACAAGAAACGACCCACGAUGCGUACAGGUGGAUUCUUGUUUUGUGGUGGCAAAAAGGUCGAUGCGAUCGAUUAUUACACCGAGCAUGUCAAAGAGCUUGAAUCCCAGAUUAAGAAGCUUAGAGCCAACAGCAGCGCGAAGGUGGCCAAUUAUGGAUGGGCAUCGUUCAAGCAAAUCCCACAUGCACAUGCUGUUGAUCAAUCCCUGAUGCAUCAAAAGGCUUUCUCGAUACGGCUUUCUCCACCACCGAGCGAUUUGAUAUGGCCCAAUUUGCCAUUGGAUGACAAGACACGGACUGUACGUCGAUGGGUAGGACGAGGGUUCUUUUGGGUGUUUAUCUUUUUGUGGAUGAUUCCUGUUGGUGCACUUUCGGCCACAUCCAACAUUGUCAAUUUGAUCCGUAUGCUGCCCAAUUCAGAGGAAUUUAUCGACAACAAUGCAUUCUUGAUGGGAAUGAUCCAAUCCUACUUCACACCCAUUGUCAUGGCUCUCUUUUUCUUGGUGCUACCCAUGUUAUUCCGUUUUCUUUCAAAGCAACAAGGCUAUCACACACAAACGACACUUGACCGGAAGGUGUUUACAAAGCUGUACAUCUUCUUCAUCAUCAACAACCUGCUUGUAUUCACCCUUGCAUCCAUCUUUAUUGGUAUCUAUGGCCAGAUACGCUCACUCAUCCUCAACGGCACUGUCGCAGAUGACAUUGAUUUGGGAACCUACAUUGUACAGCUUGCAAAGAACAUCACCAAUGUGUCAACAUUUUGGAUCAACUAUGUAUGUGUCAAGGCACUUGGUCUUACAAUGGAGAUGGCACAAGUGUUACCACUGCUACUGAUUACUUUACGCAAAUGGAUCACUCGUCCUAGUCCUCGUGAAUUACGUGAACUCGCACAACCUCCACCCUUUGACUAUCCCUUGGCAUACAACAUGUUGUUGUUCUUUUUCACCAUUGCCUUGUUAUACUCAGCCAUCGCCCCUCUCGUGCUUCCUUUUGCAUUGCUCUUUUUUGUCGUCUCUACCAUCGUGUACAAGUACAUGCUCAUGUAUAUCUUCGUCACCAAGAUCGAAAGCGGUGGUCGUAUGUGGCCCGUGCUCUUCCAAGCACUCUUGACAUCCACCAUUCUCUUCCAAGUGCUCAUGAUCAUUAUUCUGAAUCUCAAGGGUGGCCAUGUGCAGUCCUAUGUUCUUAUCCCAUUGCCAGUGCUCACUCUUGGAUUUCAGUACUUUUAUUAUCGACGCAUGCAGACAUUGGGCGCUUUCUUGACUGGCACUGCCUCUGGUACAAUUGCACCUAUUAUCAUUGAAGAGGAACAAGAAAAACUCGCACCCGCCAACACUGAAAAGAAAUCACAUGGCAAAAAGCACAAGAAGGAGAACAAACAGCAAGAUUUGUCGAAUCAGUUCCAAGAUCCUGCUAUUCACAAGAAGCUAUUGACACCCAUGAUCCAUGAGGAUGUCAAGCAUCUCUUGCCACAAGUAUAUCAUCACACUGUGCAGCCUGUUGAAAAUGCUUUUGAGAUGGUGGGCAAACGUAUGGAUCUGAAAGAGCAACAUGGCUUUCAUCAUCAUCAUCAACAAGAAGAUGUUCAAGAUGCUGUGCAACAAGAUCACCGGCGCAACACACGUCGACUCACUGUACUUGAAAUGGAUGAUGGAGCACCAUUCAAAUUCUGCACCGUAUCUGAAAGCGAUGCUUUGGAACCUGAGGACACCGAUGAAGAUGAGUAUGAGGAUGAUGACGAUGAUGCAACAAGCUCUCAUGUCGAACCAGUGCUGGUGCAUAACAAUGGACGUGAUUACAAUGAUACAAACAGCCAUCAUGCAAGCUCGAUUGAUGAUGUGGAUGACGAUGAGCAAAGUCAACGUGGAUUAAUGCAACAUGAUCACAUGCAACGUCUUUGGCAACAACAAGCUUCAUUACCAUCCAUUCAUAUCCCAGCACCUGAAAUUUCUACGACAAGCUUGAUCCCAUCCAUAUUGAUCGACAGUUCUCGCUCUUCUAUGGACAACAACAAUGAGCCAGUGGAUCAUAUUGACAACGAGGAGGAAAAGGAGGAGGAACUACAACAACGUGCUAUUAUUCUACAAAGACGCCAUGAUUCCCUUCCUAUCGCAGCUGUUUCGGAAAAAGAAAAAGUGAUCGAUGAGCGUCGUGGUUCAAUGCCAUUCUUGAAACAAUAUGGUGUCGAUAUGCCAAUGCAUCAGCAACAAGAGAAUGAUGAUCCAUUACCGCCAAGACCUCAAUCAAUGCCAAUCAUCACACCCCUUGUACCUGAGAUGGAGGAUGAUGAGCGACAAGAACAGCGACCACGAUCCAUGCCAGAUUUGAAGCAAUAUAUGGGAACCACUACCACAAUCGAAGAGCAGGUCGAUGAUGAUGAUGAUGAUGAUGAUGAUGGAAGUGGCCAAGAAGAGCAAGUAUUGCUACCAUCGUUGAGAAGACGUGGCUCUGAACCAUUGAUUGGCAAUCGACAACCACCACCAGUAUCAUCCUUACAACGACAUCAGACGCUACCAGCAAGGCGACGAAGUUUCUUUGAAGAUGAUCAAUCGGCAUAUGAUACCCAGAAUGUAACCAGCAGCAGCAGUAUACGUGAGAGUUGGGUCGAAAGCGGCGAGGAAACAACCAGUAGCAGCAUACGGGAUAGCAGUCGUCUGUCAUCCUACUUUUAUACGCAUUAUUUCAGACCAACACCAGGACGCUCCAGUAUAGCUGAUUCCAACACAAAUUCACGUUAUCGCAUCACGUAUUAUGACGACUUGCUCAACUCGGAUCCCCAUCUUCCAUCACUAUCGGAGUUUGGCACCUCACCUUCACCUCACAACACCAACAACGACGACAAUGAAGAGGAGAACAAUCAUCACAACCAACACCAUCAUUCCCCUUAA